Molecule: messenger RNA, 2853 nt
Organism: Prunus armeniaca (apricot)
Lineage: Eukaryota; Viridiplantae; Streptophyta; Magnoliopsida; Rosales; Rosaceae
Source: the annotation of a GenBank genome assembly
AUGGCGAAACAGUUCAGGAAGAAGGUGUUGAGUCGAGAAGAUGAUGAAGAUGAGACUGCACAAAACAGAAGAGAGAAAGAGAGAGGGGUUAAACGACAACCAACUUCCCCACAUGAAGCAAAUGAUGACGAUGACGGUUCAGAGUCUGAACAAGAGAGAUUGCGUGAUCAAAGAGAGAGGGAGCAAUUGGACCGUAAUAUAAGGGAGCGGGAUGCAGCAGCAACGCGAAAGCUAUCAGAGCAAAAGCAGGCUUUUACCACUCGGAGAAGCAAUAUUGUUGGCGACGUUGAAACUUUAAGAAAAGUUUCAAGACAAGAAUAUUUAAAGAAAAGAGAGGCAAAUAAAUUAAAGGAGCUUGGAGAAUCUAUAGAAGAUGGGGAGUACUUGUAUAAAGGCGUUAAGCUUACUGAAGCGGAAUACAAUCGAUUAAGUUACGAGAAGAAAAUAUAUGAGCUUGCGACGAAGCAUGAAGCUGCUACUCAUCAUGAUCAUGAUCAUUACUACAGGAUUCCGGAACCCUAUGACGAUCAUGAGGGCGGUGUUAAUCAGGAGAAGCGAUUCUCGGUGGCUUUACAGCGUUGCUGGGAUGAUGACCUGAAUGCCAGGGAUAAAAAAUCGAACCCUUUUGCAGAACAGAAGGCCUGGGAGGAUCAGCAAAUUGGGAAGGCAACAUUGAAGUUUGGUUCGAAAAACAAAAGGCGAAAAUGUGAUGAGGAGUAUGAUUUUGUAUUUGAAGACCAGAUUGAAUUUGUCAAGGCGUCAGUACUACUGGAGGGUGAUCAGAUGAUUGCUAACGGUAAUGUUGAUGUCGGGAAAUUACAACCAUCCCAUCAGUUGGAUAAGCUGCGGGAGGAGAGGAAAACAUUACCUAUCUACUCAUUUCGUGAGAGGUUGCUCCAAGAUGUUGAAAAAAAUCAGAUACUUAUUAUUGUGGGCGAAACUGGAUCUGGAAAAACUACACAGAUACCUCAAUAUCUACACGAGGCCGGGUACACAAAGGGAGGAAAGAAGAUUGGGUGCACACAACCACGGCGAAUUGCUGCUAUGAGCGUUGCUGCCAGGGUUUCUCAAGAGAUGGGUGUCAAGCUUGGGCAUGACGUCGGUUAUUCCAUCCGUUUCGAGGAUUGCACCUCGGAGAAGACUGUUCUGAAAUACAUGACAGAUGGAAUGCUGCUGCGAGAAUUCCUUGUUGAGCCAGAUUUGGCAAGCUACAGUGUGGUGAUGGUGGACGAGGCUCACGAGAGAACACUGUCAACGGAUGUUUUGUUAGGAUUGCUCAAGGACAUUGCACGUUACAGACCUGAUCUUAAACUGAUCAUUUCAAGUGCUACUCUCGAUGCUGAGAAGUUCAGUGACUUCUUUGAUUCCGCCAAGAUUUUAAGAAUCCCUGGGAGACGGUAUCCGGUUGAUAUACACUACAUGGAAGCACCGCAGGCUGAUUACCUAGAUGCAGCAAUUGUGGCUGCACUUCAAGUACACGUGACACAACCGCCUGGGGACAUAUUGGUUUUUCUCACUGGUCAGGAAGAAAUUGAAACCGCGGAGGAGAUAUUAAAACACAGGACAAGGGGGUUAGGGACGAAAAUUAGUGAGCUUAUAAUCUGUCCCAUAUAUGCAAACCUGCCCACGGAGCUGCAGGCUAAAAUCUUUGAGCCCACACCGGAAGGGGCUAGAAAAGUUGUCCUUGCUACAAAUAUUGCAGAGACCUCUCUAACUAUUGAUGGGAUCAAAUAUGUCAUUGACCCCGGCUUCAGCAAGAUGAAAUCUUAUAAUCCGAGGAGUGGGAUGGAGUCACUGCAAGUCACCCCGAUCUCAAAGGCAUCCUCCAUGCAAAGGGCAGGUCGGGCUGGUCGAACAGGCCACGGGAAGUGCUUCCGGUUAUACACUAGUUACAACUAUGACAGUGAUUUAGAUGAUACCACAGUUCCGGAAGUGCAGCGGACUAACCUCGCCAAUGUUGUUCUCACGCUCAAGAGCCUCGGCAUUCAUGACUUGGUGAAUUUCGAGUUCAUGGACCCUCCACCUUGUGAAGCAUUACUAAAAGCCCUGGAAUUGUUGUUUGCACUCGGUGCAUUAAACAAAGUGGGGGAGCUAACUAAAGUUGGUAGACGGAUGGCGGAGUUCCCUGUUGAUCCAAUGCUAUCUAAAAUGAUCGUUGCCUCGGACAAGUACAAGUGCUCAGAUGAGGUAAUCUCCAUUGCUGCCAUGCUUUCCACUGGUAGUUCAAUCUUCUAUCGUCCAAAAGACAAACAAGUACAUGCUGACACUGCAAGGUUGAGGUUUCACAGUGGGAAUGUGGGAGAUCACAUUGCAUUGCUUAAGGUUUACAAUGCAUGGAAAGAGGCAAAUUACUCGACGCAAUGGUGUUACGAGAACUAUAUACAAGUUAGGAGCAUGAAAAGAGCAAGAGACAUCCGUGAUCAACUUGAGCGCCUCUUGGAGAGGGUUGAGAUCAAGCUCAGUAGCUCAAAUGAUUUAGAGGCCAUAAAGAAGGCCGUUACAUCAGGAUUCUUCCCUCAUUGUGCUAGGCUGCAAAAGAAUGGGUCAUAUAGAACAAUCAAACAUCCGCACACUGCCCAUAUACACCCCAGCUCAGGGAUUAUGGCAUUGGAACAUCAUGUGCUUCCUAGAUGUGUUUUGUACCAUGAACUGGUACUGACUACCAAGGAAUAUAUGAGACAGGUCACAGAGAUAAAGCCGGAAUGGUUGGUUGAAAUAGCUCCACAUUAUUACCAGUUGAACGGCGUCGUUGAGGAGGAUUACUCAACUUCAAAGAAGAUGCCUCGUGGAAAAGGCCGUACAAGCACUUCAAAGCAAAUUCCUAGUCUUGUUGAUUACAGCAUAUGUGUAUGA